AUGUCGCGGAACAAGCUUAGUUUCUCAAGGUCAUUCCGUGUUCAGACAAGGGGCGUUGGUGGUGGUGGUGGCAGGGACAAGGGGGUGGCAGGGACAAGGGGGUGGCAGGGACAAGGGGGUGGCAGGGACAAGGGGGUGGCGGUGACAAGGGGGUGGCAGGGACAAGGGGGUGGCAGGGACAAGGGGGUGGCGGUGACAAGGGGGUGGCAGGAACAAGGGGGUGGCGGUGACAAGGUCAGGGGCGUGGUUCAUACUUGGUUCCUGUUCCGUGCCUGCUCACCAGCUCAUCAUGCUCUCUCUUUUACAAGCACUCGGCGGUCGUUCCGUGUUCAAACAAGGGCAGCAACAGGAGGAGGCCGUGGUGGUGGUGGUGGUGGUGACGGCGGCGGCGGCUGCGGCGGCGGCGGCGGCGGCUGCUGCAGCGGCGGCGGUGGUGGUGGUGGUGGUGGCGGCGGAGGCGGCGGCGGUGGUGGUGGUGGUGGUGGUGGUGGUGGUGGUGGUGGUGGUGGUGGUGGUGGUGGUGGUGGUGGUGGUAGGGGCAAGGGCAGCGGGGUGGCUCAUACCUUCUUUGUUUGUGUCCCAUGCCUGCUCAUCAUUCUCUCACAUUCAGGCACUCGGCGGUCGUUCCGUGUUCAGACAAGGACAGCGGGAGGAGGCGGCCGUGGUGGCGGGGGUGGCAAGGGCAAGGGGGGAGAUGAGAUGGGGGAAGAGGAGGAGGAGGAGGAGGAGGAGGACGGGGAUGAGGGAGAGGAGGAGGAGGAAUUGGGGAAAGACGGCGAGUAUAUCCCGGAUGCGAUUGCAGAUGAUGAUGAUGAGGAGGAGGAGGAGGAUGAAAGGGGUGAGGGAGAGGAGGAGGGGGAGGAGGAUGGGGAAGAUGAGGAGAUGGAGGGUGGGAAGGGUGGCGGCGAUGGUGGCAGCAGUGGGAGGAGGAGAGGACGGCAUUCGGGGAAACGCGGUGCAGAAAAGCAGCAGCAGGGGGGGAGCAAGCGGGGGAGGGGGAUGGAGGAGUUGGGAGCGGUUGGAGCUGGUGACGAGGACGAGGAGCUACAGAUGGCUAUCGCCCUGUCUCUCUCUUUGACUGGAGGGGAUGGAAGAGGAGGAGGAGAGAAGGGUGGAGGAGGAGAGGGAGGAAGGAGGGGUGGAGGCGGAGGAGGAGAGAAGGGAGGAGGAGAGGGAGGAGGGAGGGGUGGAGGCGGAGGAGGAGAGAAGGGAGGAGGAGAGGGAGGAGGGAGGGGUGGAGGCGAUGAGAGUGAUGCGGGCAGAGGCAGAGACAGGAGAGGGAAGAUCAAGGUGCGUUGA
This is a messenger RNA of Closterium sp. NIES-65, 1299 nucleotides long. The record is from the annotation of a GenBank genome assembly. Lineage: Eukaryota; Viridiplantae; Streptophyta; Zygnematophyceae; Desmidiales; Closteriaceae.